AUGUAUAGCAUAAUGAUGGAAACGGACUUGCAUUCCCCUGUGGUGCCCCAAACCAACCCCUCCAAUCCGGGGGGACACGCGGGAGGAGGGGGGAGCAACGGCGGCGGGAACAACAACAACAACAAAGUUGCCCAGGAGCGGGUCAAGAGACCCAUGAACGCCUUCAUGGUUUGGUCGAGGGGCCAGAGGCGGAAAAUGGCACAGGAGAACCCCAAGAUGCACAACUCGGAGAUCAGCAAGAGGCUGGGAGCCGAGUGGAAAGUCAUGUCCGAGGCGGAGAAGAGACCUUUCAUCGACGAGGCGAAGCGACUGCGGGCCAUGCACAUGAAGGAACACCCGGAUUACAAGUACCGGCCGCGGAGGAAGACCAAAACGCUUCUGAAAAAGGACAAGUAUUCUUUGGCCGGGGGUCUCCUCGGCUCCGCGGGGGGUCUGGGGAUGGGCAGCGGGCAGCGGCUGGAGAGCCCGGGAGGGGCCCACGCCGGAGCAGCCGCCGCCGGCUACGCCACGCACAUGAACGGCUGGGCGAACGGGGCGUACCCGGGCCAGGUGGCGGCGGCCGCGGCGGCGGCGCACGCCAUGAUGCAGGAGGCGCAGCUGGCGUACACUCAGCACCCGGGCGCCGGUGCCCACUCGCAUCACCCGCACUCCCAUCACCCCCAUCACCCGCACCCGCACAACCCGCAGCCCAUGCACCGCUACGACAUGACCGCCUUACAGUACAGCCCCAUCUCGAACUCGCAGGGCUACAUGAGCGCCUCCCCGCCGGGCUACGGGGGCAUCACCGGCUACACUCACCAGCACCAAAGCUCCGGUGUUUCCCCCGUGUCCGGAGCCAUCGGCGGCACUCUGGGCUCCCUGGUGAAAUCGGAGCCCAACGUCAGCCCCCCCGUCCCCGGCACUCGCGCCCCGCCGCCGCCGUGCCCCACCGGGGACCUGCGGGACAUGAUCAGCAUGUAUUUACCGAGCGGAGAGGCGGCGGGGGACUCGUCCGUUCACAGCAGACUGCACGUACUCCACCCGCAGCACUAUCAGAGCGCCGCCUCGGCGGGGGUGAACGGGACGGUCCCCCUAACUCACAUUUAG
This is a messenger RNA of Lampris incognitus (smalleye Pacific opah), 1086 nucleotides long. It is a transcript of the gene sox1b, whose product is annotated as SRY-box transcription factor 1b. Gene Ontology annotation, biological process: regulation of DNA-templated transcription; anatomical structure morphogenesis; cell differentiation. Gene Ontology annotation, molecular function: DNA-binding transcription factor activity, RNA polymerase II-specific; RNA polymerase II cis-regulatory region sequence-specific DNA binding. Lineage: Eukaryota; Metazoa; Chordata; Actinopteri; Lampriformes; Lampridae. The transcript has a single exon. The record is from RefSeq and is a predicted model, not a curated record. The coding region runs from base 1 to 1086 and encodes 361 amino acids.